Molecule: messenger RNA, 545 nt
Organism: Lycium barbarum (goji berry)
Lineage: Eukaryota; Viridiplantae; Streptophyta; Magnoliopsida; Solanales; Solanaceae
Product: proteinase inhibitor PSI-1.2-like
Exons: 2
Coding region: 74-346 (90 amino acids)
Molecular function (GO): serine-type endopeptidase inhibitor activity
Source: RefSeq, a predicted model, not a curated record
GUUGCUCUAUAAAUAGCUUAUACUAAGAGAGGAAUAUAACAUCCUCAAAGCAGCGCAUUCAAAGCAACAUAUAAUGGCCUUUUACAAAGCUGGUAUCCUUUCUCUCCUCCUAUUGUCUGGAAUAUUUCUCUUGGGAAUUGAGGUGGACUAUGCAAAUGCAAAGUCAUGUCUCCAAUUUUGUGAUGAUAAUGUGGCCUACAUGACUUGUCCCUCCUUAGGAGAUGAGCAAAUUAGUGGAGUAUGUGAAAAUUGUUGCACAGCAGAUGAAGGCUGCAAAUUAUUCCGUACUGAUGGAUCAUUAAUUUGUACUGGAACUAAAGACUUAUCCAUCCUUGUUAAUAUGUAAUGAUUGUUCUUGAGUGUACACCCCACCCUCAUCAUACCUCACUUUGUGAAAUUAUACUGAGUAUGUUAUUUUUAUUGUUAAUAUAUAAUAAAUAAAAUCUUUAUUAUCCGUAUACGUCGUAUGUAAUAAGGCCUGAGUUAUUAAUUGCUCUGGCGAUUACUAAUGUGUAAUUCUAAUAUUUUCACGCUAGAUAAUUUGU